GUCAAAUCUCAUGACACAAUUGAUGAACUGAUGACAAGGAUUCGCUGCAAAAUGGGCAUUCCACCUGACCAGCAACAAUUGAUAUUCCAUGGAAAGCAGCUUGAAAAUAGGUCCACUCUGGCUGAUUAUGACGUCCAGAAUGAGUCUGUUAUUCAGCUGGUC
Messenger RNA from Cantharellus anzutake, 162 nucleotides. RefSeq names its product ubiquitin-like protein. The transcript has a single exon. NCBI's taxonomy places the organism in Eukaryota, Fungi, Basidiomycota, Agaricomycetes, Cantharellales, Hydnaceae. Gene Ontology annotation, cellular component: nucleus; cytoplasm. Gene Ontology annotation, molecular function: protein tag activity; ubiquitin protein ligase binding. Gene Ontology annotation, biological process: protein ubiquitination; modification-dependent protein catabolic process. The record is from RefSeq and is a predicted model, not a curated record. The annotation marks the transcript as partial.